This is a messenger RNA of Panicum virgatum (switchgrass), 2069 nucleotides long. RefSeq lists its product as uncharacterized. NCBI's taxonomy places the organism in Eukaryota, Viridiplantae, Streptophyta, Magnoliopsida, Poales, Poaceae. Bases 1 to 1920 code for a protein of 639 amino acids. The record is from RefSeq and is a predicted model, not a curated record. The transcript is spliced from 2 exons.
AUGGCCACGGGCAAGGGCACGGUGGGCUCACGGCCACAGGCAAGGGCACGGCGGGGCAUGGGUAUGCGCACGGGCAAGUCGUGGGCACGGCACGGGCGGCACGGCGGGGCGGUCCGCGACGGGGCGGGCCGUGGCGGGCCGCCGGGGCACGGCGCGCGCGGGGCCGUGGGCACCGGCGGGGCGGGCCGCCGGGGCAAGGCACGCGUGGCGCUGCACGGCGGGGCGGUCCGCGGCAGGGCGCGGCGCGGGCACCGGGGAGGGCGGGCCGCAUCGGGGCGCAGGCGCCGCCGGGCCGCGGCGCGCGGGGGCUUCUGGGGGCACGACUACGAACAUGUCCCGAAUUACUCUCUGGAGUUCGUGGAGAAGCGUAUGAACAGUGUUGUUUUUCCAAAAUACAGUGGGCCCGAGGCAGAAUCACCACCGACCAUCUACACGGUACCCUACGAGCUGAAACGUGGCAAAGUGUACGCCUACCUUCCUGCCGCCGUCCAGGUCGGCCCGCUCGUCAAUCGGUGGAUAAGAGGUGCCAGUGAGGAGUACAGUCCCCUUCAGGAUUAUAAAUGGUGCUGCGUGCGCUGGCUCAUCAGCCGUCACGACGCCCUGGAGCGCCCUAAGUUACUGAGCCUGUGCCUGGGCUCCUUGAAAAUCCUGGAGCCACGCAUCCGGGCGUGCUAUCAACGGGAGGUCGAACCAGUGUACCCAUUUAGCGAUGAGGACCGUCUUGGAAUGGAUAGGGAGGACCAAUUGGUGCUAGCCAUGCUGCUGGACGGAUGCUUCAUCCUGCACCGCCUGCUCAAGUACGCGCGCAUCGCUAGAAGAGAGGAUGAUGCUGCUGCUGCUUCUCCCUCAUCAUCUGUUAAGCAGAACCUGCUGCCGCGAACCAUCCUUACCUGCCGCGAACCUGCUUCUGCUGCUUCUGUCAUCGCUAGAAGAGAGAAGGGUGAUGCUCCUUCUUCCACCAGCGCUGGAGCCGAGGAUGAGUAUGGCGACGACUUGACGCUGGUGUUCGGGAACUGCUGGGUCUGGCAGUUCGUAACGUAUGACCUGCUGCUGCUCCAGAACCAAAUCCCAUUCUUCGUCGUGCAGAAGCUGUUCGAGCUGCUCCGGACACCCAACGAGACCAAUAACGACGACGUCCUCGUGGCCGGCGCCCUACGCCUGUUCCGCUCCCUCCAGCCGCAUAGCCUGCACCCCCGCCCCACGACCAUCGCCUGCGGCGACGUGCACCACAUCCUGCAUCUCUUUUACCUCUCCGUCCUCCCUCACCCGGCCAAGGAGAAGAUGCCUAGGCAUGGCGACGCCGGCCAACGGGACGUGCCGCCGUCAGAGCUAGAGCAGUGGGUGCCAUGCGCCAAGGAGCUGGAGGAGGCCGGUGUCAAGUUCCGAGCGAGGAAAGGCGGCUUCAAGGAUGGCGCAACAAGCUUCCUCGACGUGAAAUUCAACCGCGGCGUUCUCGAGAUCCCGGCACUGGAGCUGUACGACUACAGCGAGACUCUGCUCCGCAACCUGAUUGCCUUCGAGCAGACCUACCCGUCCACGGCCAGCCACGUCACCGCCUACGCCAUCUUCAUGGACUGCCUGGUGGCCUCGCCGGAGGACGUCAGGCUGCUCCAGCUCAGCGGCGUGCUGGUGAACCAUAUGAAUGGCGGCGACAGGGACAGGGACGCAGCAGGGUUAUUCGGCCGCCUCAGCCAUGGGGCCCACCUGGCAUCGAACGACAACUACCUCACCAAAGUGAUCAUGGGGGUGAACAACUACCAGCGGGCCAGGCGGCACCAGUGGUGCGCAGCCCUGGUGCGCAACUACUUCAGCAACCCUUGGGUGGUCACGUCGCUCGCCGCUGCCGUUUUCCUGCUUGCGCUGACCAUCCUGCAGAGUUUCUUUGCUGCGUAUUCCUACUUCAAACCGCCCAAGCAGUAGUAGUCGUAGAUGGAGUACCAUUUAUCUUACUGUCGUUCGUGUCAUAGUUGAUAGUCCUCCCGUGUUAUGCUUAUGCUCGGUAUACGUACGUUAUGCUUAUGCUGUGAGCAGUACAUCAUGAAUAAAGCUCUUGGUGUUCAAUCGUGUUA